Molecule: messenger RNA, 2469 nt
Organism: Acanthosepion pharaonis
Lineage: Eukaryota; Metazoa; Mollusca; Cephalopoda; Sepiida; Sepiidae
Source: the annotation of a GenBank genome assembly
AUGCUCUAUGUAUUCGACCACUUCUGCCUGCGCAGUAUUCUGCGCGGCCGCUGGCAACACCACACCGUCGGUUCUCGCUGCAAAUUUGGCUCUCUCAGACAAGUCCUGCUCACAGGGAGACUUCAGUGCAAUAACUUCUUCUUCUUCUUCUUCUUCUUCUUCUACUACUUUUCGUCUUCUUCUUCUUCUUCUUCUUCUUCUUCUUCUUCUUCUUCUUCUUCUUCUACUUUUCGUCUUCUUCUUCUUCUUAUACUUUUCGUUUUCUUCUUUUUCUUUUCAUCUUCCUUUGCUUCUUUUCUUCUUCUACUAAUACUUUUUUCUUCUUCUCUACCACUUCUUUUCCCCCUUCUCUUCUUCUUCUAUUUCUUUUCCUCUUUUCUUUUUCUUCUUCUUCUACUUAUUUUCUUCUUUUCUACACUUUUUUAUACUAUUUCUUCUUCUUCUUCUUCUUCUUCUUCUUCUUCUUCUUCUUCUUCUUCUUCUUCUUCUUCUUCUUCUUUUUUACAGUAUCCCUUUCCAUUGUAUGACCACCUAGGCAACAUAUCUACACAGAUGAACGGAGUUGCUAUGUGCUGGCCUUUGAUCUUUAUACUUUUUUUUUCUUCUAUUCAUUUCUGUUUCAUUCAUUUGUACUUCGUUCGGUCGUUCCUUUCUUUCUUCUUUCUAUCCUUCCUUCAUAGCUAUUUAAUUUUUUUUCUCUUAUUUAUUCUGCUGUUUUCAUUCUUAUUUCGUUUCGUUUAUUCCUUCUUUCUUUCCUUCCUUCCUAGAUCUUUAUUCAUUUUUUCUUCUAUCUUUCUGUUUCUUUCUUUCGUUCAUUCGUUCGUUCCUUUCUUUUUUUCCUUCUUCUCAUUCCCUUUCACUAUUCAUUCAUCUUUAUCACUUUUUUUUCAGAAUUCUAUUUGUUUUUAUUUUUCUUCGUUUUUCUUCUCUUGUAUUUUUCUUCUUCUUUUUUUCUCUUCAUACACUUAUUCUCCUUCUUUUCAAUUUUUAGGUACCGCUUUCGAUUUUUUUCCUUCUUCCAUCAUUUGCUUUUCGCUUGCUAUGUUUUCUUUCACUUCUUUUCUUCAUCUUCCCAAUCCGCGUUGUUUUACUUAUAUUUCAUUCUGCCUACUCUUUUCUCCCCACUUUUCCUCUAUCUGUAACCAUUUUUCAUUCUAUUCUUUCUGUUUCAUUCAUUUUUAUUUCGUUCGUCCCUUUCUUUCUUACAAUCCUUCCUUAUUAAUUUUUUUUUUUAUUUCUUCUGUUUCUUUCAUUUUUUCAUCCAUUUCUAUUUUGUACGUUCUUUUAUUUGUUCGUUCCUUCUUUUCUUCCUUCCGUUCAUCUUUUUUCCCAUCCUACCCUCCUAGAUCUGUAUUCUCUUUUUCUUUUAUUCCAUCUGUUUCAUUCAUUUUUAUUUCGUUCGUUUGUGUGUUCCCUUCUUCCUACCUUUUAUCCUUCCUUCCUAGAUAUUUAAUUUCUUUUUUUCUAUUUCUUCUGUUCCUUUCAUUUUUAUUCCCUUCCUUCCUUCCUUCCUUCCUUCCUUCCUUCCUUCCUUCCUUUCUUCCUUCCUUCCUUCCUUCAUCCAUCUUUCCUUCCUUCCUUCUUUCCUUCCUUCCUUCCUUCCUCCCUUCCUUCCUUCCCCUCCCUCUCUUCCUUCCUUCCUUCCUUCCUUCCUUCCUUCCUCCCUUCCUCCCUUCCUUCCUUCCUUCCUUCCUUCCUUCCUUCCUUCCUUCCCUCCCUCUUCCUUCCUUCCUUCCUUCCUUCCUUCCUUCCUUCCUUCCUUCCUUCCUUCCUUCCUUCCUUCCCCUCCCUCUCUUCCGUCCUUCCUUCCUAGAUCUGUAUUUCCUUUUUUUUAUUCAUUCUGUUUCCUUUAUUUUUAAUUCUUUUGUUGGUUUUUUUCUUCCUUCCUUACUUCAUCGAACUUUCUCGUUUUGCAAUCUUUUCACUCUCUUUUCCUUCAUUUUUCUCCUUCGGUCUUACUUCUUUCUCUUCCUUCUUGCCUUCUGCAUUCCAUCAUUUACACUAAGUCACUCCUUCUUUACAUGUUUAUUUACAUUGUCGUUCCGUUUUCUUCCGUCAUUACCUUUCACGAUUUAUUCAUCUUUCUUCGUUUUUCGUCUCUUUUUUUUUCUUCGUUUUUCGUCUCUUUUUUUUCUUCUUCCUUUCUUUCCUUCUUUCUUUUCUCUUUAUACACUUAUUCACCUUCUUUUCAAUUUUUUUUACUUUCACUCCUUUUCUUCAUCUUCUCAAUCCACUUAUUUUUACUCAUAUUUCAUUCUUAUCUACCUACCAUUUCCUUCUCUCUUUUCCUUUUUUUUCUCCUUCUUUACUUAUUCCAUUCCUUGUACUUUAUCCCUUUCUCUUUUCUCUCUUUCUCCCUCCUACUUUUUUUUUUCCAUUUCCCUUCCAUCCUCUUAUUUCUUAUUUUUCUUUCACCAAUUCACCAUUCCUUUCUUUUGUCUCUUUUCCGACAUUCAAUGUCUUUUUUAA